This is a messenger RNA of Magnusiomyces paraingens, 978 nucleotides long. RefSeq lists its product as uncharacterized. The record is from RefSeq and is a predicted model, not a curated record. The coding region runs from base 1 to 978 and encodes 325 amino acids. The transcript is spliced from 2 exons. NCBI's taxonomy places the organism in Eukaryota, Fungi, Ascomycota, Dipodascomycetes, Dipodascales, Dipodascaceae.
AUGCACGAUCUUCAAAUUAAUUUUAAGUUGGACAUUUGCUCAUCUAUUAACAAUUUCUUAUUUCACAUUGUCUACAAACCCACGCUUUCAUUAAUCUUGAAGUUACCUCAGUCAACUCUUGCGACAUGGAUAAAAGAAAUAAAAAAAAAAGAUGACCAAAUAAAUAGCAAUGAAGGUAAUCCCCAAUCAAACGCAUCCAAUAUCUCAACUCACUCUACAACUAAUCCUACUUCUUCUUCUGAACCUUUGGCUACUUCUCAUUUUGAAUCUUUGGAAUCUUCUAACAAUUUAACUGACUCUAAUGCUCAUCCUACUUCUUCUUCUGAACCUUUGGCUACUUCUCAUUUUGAAUCUUUGGAAUCUUCUAACAGUUUAACUGACUCUAAUGCUCAUCCUACUUCUCAUUCUAAUGAUACUGAAUCUAUUCCUUCUGAAGAAAUCACAGAUAUUACUUCUGACGAAAUUUCAGAGAAUAUUACAGAUUAUUUAAGUUCAAAGUCUAAUUUAAAUGAGCAGGAAGUAAAUGUGUAUAUUUAUACUUAUCUAUUCGAGGCAGAUGAGUUGAAGUUAUAUUUUUUAAUUCCUUCUAACAACUGGUCGUUGCAAAAGUUUAUUGGAAUAACUUUUAAGCUGUUAUCUUCAUUUCUUUAUUUCUGUGAAAUGCUUGGACCGAACCUCGUUGAGGACCAAAAUGUAUUGUCUAAAGUCUCCAAAACAGUUUUAUCUGCCUUUAUUGAAUCUUUCCCUCAGAUGAAUCAGCUUGAUAAAUGCAAAAGUCAGUUUGAUGAUAUUAUUAAACGAAAUUUAGAUCUACUUAAAUUGUUUGUUGGUGACCAUGGUGACAUUUUAACCAAUAUCAUUAUUGAUAUUAUUAUGUGUAUCAUAGAGCAGAUACAAUGUUCUUUUGAUUUUUUAUUUUGGUUAGAGCCUGAAGACUUUGAAUAUUUGCAUAAUCUUCUAGGACAGCCCAAUGACUAA